Messenger RNA from Mucor velutinosus, 834 nucleotides. RefSeq names its product Uricase (Urate oxidase). Gene Ontology annotation, cellular component: mitochondrion. Bases 1 to 834 code for a protein of 277 amino acids. NCBI's taxonomy places the organism in Eukaryota, Fungi, Mucoromycota, Mucoromycetes, Mucorales, Mucoraceae. The transcript is spliced from 4 exons. The record is from RefSeq and is a predicted model, not a curated record.
AUGUUGCGUCGUUUUUCAACUCUUGGUUUGACACAAGCUAGAGGCUCUUUUAACAGGACACAAACACUCUGGAAACCUACAUCCAUUUGUUUACAACAACAGAGAUAUGCUGGCCAUAACAAAUGGAGUAAAGUAAAGCAUACAAAGGGCGCUAAAGAUGCAAAGAAGAGUAUCAUGUACUCCAAAAUGUCACUUGAGAUUGUAUCAGCGGCAAGAGCUGGAGGUAUCGAUCCCAGCGUCAACAACAAGCUACAAGCUAUUUUGAACAGAGCCAAAGCAGCCAGUAUGCCCAAAGACAAUAUUGAAAACGCCUUGAAGAAGGCUAGCGACAAGAACAAGGAUGAUCUGGAGAGUGUUCAAUACGAAUGUGUGGGCCCUGGAGGCAUUGCAUUGAUUGUCGAGGCUUUGACUGACAAGAAAUCUCGUACAGUGAAGGAAGUCAAGGAAGUACUGAACAGAGUGGGUGGAUCAGUGUCAUCAGUAGGCUAUUUAUUUGACAAGAAGGGCAAGGUUGUUUUUUCCCCUGGAGAAUCAGGCCAUAGUUUUGAGCAAAUCAUGGACAAUGCCAUUGACUGUGGAGCAGAGGACAUCGAGGAGGAUCCAGAGGAGAAUUUGGUAGAGGUCAUUUGCGAAUUCUCUGAUCUCAACAACGUGUCCAAAGCACUCAUAGACCACAAAUACGAAGUUCAGGAGAUUGAGGCUACUUACAUCCCGCUAAGCACUGUGGAUGUAGAGGAUAAAGACACUGCUGAAUUGGUAGAAAAAUGCCUUGAGGAUAUGGAUAACUUGGAUGAUGUUGUCAAGAUUCACUGUAAUGCAGUUAUCAAUCAAUAA